UCCCCGAGAUCUCCCAGGUGGCAGCUGCCUCCUCCAGACAGGCAUCUCCACCAUGACAAACCUGAGCGCCCAAGUCAAAGGCUCCCUCAACAUCACCACUCCAGGGGUGCAGAUAUGGAGGAUCGAGGCCAUGCAGAUGGUGCCCGUGCCGUCCAGCACCUAUGGGAGCUUCUUCGAUGGUGACUGCUAUGUGCUCCUGGCUAUCCACAAGACAGGCAGCAACCUGUCCUAUGACAUCCACUACUGGAUUGGCAAGGACUCCUCUCAGGAUGAGCAGGGGGCGGCUGCCAUCUACACGACGCAGAUGGAUGACUUCCUGAAGGGCCGGGCUGUCCAGCACCGUGAGGUCCAGGGCAACGAGAGCGAGGCCUUCCGAGGCUACUUCAAGCAGGGCCUUGUGAUCCGGAAAGGGGGUGUGGCUUCUGGCAUGAAGCAGGUGGAGACCAACUCCUAUGAUGUCCAGCGGCUGCUGCAUGUCAAGGGCAAGAGGAACGUGGUGGCUGGAGAGGUGGAGAUGUCUUGGAAUAGUUUCAACCGAGGUGAUGUUUUCCUCCUGGACCUUGGAAAACUUAUCAUCCAGUGGAAUGGGCCAGAGAGUAACCGCAUGGAGAGACUCAGGGGCAUGACCCUAGCCAAGGAGAUCCGAGACCAGGAGCGGGGCGGGCGCAGCUACGUGGGCGUGGUGGACGGGGAGAACGAGUCAGCCACCCCGCAGCUGAUGGAGGUGAUGAACCACGUGCUGGGCCAGCGCAGGGAGCUGAAGGCAGCUGUGCCCGACACGGUGGUGGAGCCGGCACUCAAGGCGGCCCUCAAGCUGUACCAUGUGUCUGACUCAGAGGGAAAACUGGUGGUUAGGGAGGUUGCCACUCGGCCACUCACACAGGACCUGCUAAGCCAUGAGGACUGUUAUAUCCUGGACCAAGGGGGCCUGAAGAUCUACGUGUGGAAAGGGAAAGCAGCCAAUGCAGAGGAGAAGAAGGGCGCCAUGAACCAGGCCCUGAACUUCAUCAAAGCCAAGCAGUACCCACCAAGCACUCAGGUGGAGGUGCAGAAUGAUGGGGCCGAGUCAGCCGUCUUCCAGCAGCUCUUCCAGAAGUGGACAGUGCCCAAUAAGAGCUCAGGCCUGGGCAAAACCUACACCGUGGGCUCCGUGGCCAAAGUGGAGCAGGUGAAGUUUGAUGCCACAUCCAUGCACGUGCAGCCUCAGGUGGCCGCCCAGCAGAAAAUGGUGGAUGACGGGAGCGGGGAGGUGCAGGUGUGGCGCAUUGAAGACCUCGAGCUGGUGCCCGUGGAAUCCAAGUGGUUAGGCCACUUCUAUGGGGGAGACUGCUACCUGCUGCUCUACACUUACCUCAUCGGCGAGAAGCAGCACUACCUGCUCUACAUCUGGCAGGGCAGCCAGGCCAGCCAGGAUGAAAUCGCAGCCUCGGCCUAUCAAGCUGUCGUCUUGGACCAGAAGUAUAAUGAUGAGCCGGUCCAGAUCCGGGUCCCGAUGGGCAAGGAGCCACCCCACCUCAUGUCCAUCUUCAAGGGACGCAUGGUGGUCUACCAGGGAGGCACCUCCCGGGCCAACAACUUGGAGCCUGUACCCUCCACGAGGUUGUUCCAGGUCCGGGGAACCAGUGCCAACAACACCAAGGCCUUUGAGGUCCCAGCCCGGGCCACCUCCCUCAACUCCAAUGAUGUCUUCAUCCUGAAGACCUCAUCCUGUUGCUAUCUGUGGUGUGGAAAGGGCUGUAGUGGGGACGAACGGGAGAUGGCCAAGAUGGUUGCUGACACCAUUUCCCGGACGGAGAAGCAAGUGGUGGUAGAAGGGCAGGAACCAGCUAACUUCUGGAUGGCCUUGGGUGGGAAGGCCCCCUAUGCCAAUACCAAGAGACUACAGGAGGAAACCCUGGCCAUCGCCCCCCGGCUCUUCGAAUGCUCCAACCAGACUGGGCGCUUCCUGGCCACAGAGAUCCCAGACUUCAAUCAGGAUGACUUGGAGGAAGAUGAUGUGUUCCUGCUGGAUGUCUGGGACCAGGUCUUCUUCUGGAUAGGGAAGCAUGCCAACGAGGAGGAGAAGAAGGCCGCGGCCGUGACCGUGCAAGAGUACCUCAAGACCCAUCCCAGUGGCCGCGACCCCGAGACCCCCAUCAUUGUGGUGAAGCAGGGACAUGAGCCCCCCACCUUCACAGGCUGGUUCCUGGCGUGGGAUCCCUUCAAGUGGAGUAAUACCAAAUCCUAUGAGGACCUGAAGGCAGAGCUUGCGAACUCUGGGGACUGGAGCCAGAUCACUACUGAGGUCAUAAGCCCCAAAUUGGACAUGUUCAAUGCCAACACCAGCCUCAGUUCUGGACCACUGCCCAUCUUUCCCCUGGAGCAGCUGGUGAACAAGCCUGUGGAGGAGCUCCCUGAAGGUGUGGACCCCAGCAGGAAGGAGGAGCACCUGUCCAUUGAUGACUUCACCAAGGCCCUGGGGAUGACACCAGCUGCAUUCUCUGCCCUGCCUCGAUGGAAGCAACAAAAUCUCAAGAAAGAAAAAGGACUAUUUUGAGAAGCAAGAGUAGUUGCUGUAAAGCAGCACACUCCCCUGCUUGUGAGGCUUCGUUUGUCAUUACUGGUUUUAGUCCCAUGCCAAUUGAAAUUGCCAUGUGCACAGCAGUAUGUGGCAAUGGCACUUUUGUUUAGUAACCUAUUCAUUCAGAAAGAUGCCACCUCCCCAAGGAGGCUGUGAUCAGACAAA
Ictidomys tridecemlineatus (thirteen-lined ground squirrel) is the source of this 2725-nucleotide messenger RNA. RefSeq names its product villin 1 (gene Vil1). The record is from RefSeq and is a predicted model, not a curated record. Gene Ontology annotation, molecular function: phosphatidylinositol-4,5-bisphosphate binding; actin filament binding. Gene Ontology annotation, cellular component: cytoplasm; lamellipodium; actin cytoskeleton. Gene Ontology annotation, biological process: actin filament severing; cytoskeleton organization; actin polymerization or depolymerization. NCBI's taxonomy places the organism in Eukaryota, Metazoa, Chordata, Mammalia, Rodentia, Sciuridae.